UGAUGCAACGCGCGAGAAAAUGCCGACCACGCUGCCCGCUCUGUGUCUCGUGAUGCUGGUCUUGUGCAACGUUCACGCCAGUCUUGAACAUGAAAUUCCAAGGAGGAGCUUCCUGUCACGAAGAGCCAUCGAUGGGACAAGGGGGAGGAAAUACUUCGAUCCGGAAGAAGAGGGCGCGUUCGACAGCUUUGGAUCCGCUGGUGGCCAGUACAAUCCUUAUCAGGAGAAAACAGAUUUGUCAGAUAUCAGGAGGAACGUGCCAGGGGAGCCAGGCAUCGAUUAUCCGGCAUACACGACGCUUCCUCAGACGGGAUUCACGUGCGAGGGACGGUCACGAGGUUACUACGCGGACGAGGUGGCGGGAUGCCAAGUGUUCCACGUGUGCCACGACGUGUUGGUCUCCUCGUUCCUGUGCCCCAUAGGCUCGAUAUUCAGUCAAAAGUUGCUCACUUGCGACUGGUGGACGAAGGUUGAUUGCUCGUCGAGCGGGAAAUACGUGGACGUGAACCGGAACAGUUACCAGCAGGACGACGACGAGAUGAUACGGAACGCUUACGCGAUGAUAAGCCUUCGUUCGGGGACCGACGUGACCAAGGACGGCCUGGUCGAUCCCGAUCGAACCGGUAGCAUCGUCGACUACCAGAAGGGGAGGGUAUCCGACUACUCCUCCCCGCUCGACCCCCCCACGGGGAACGAUCUCAGGACCAAGUUCGAGGAUCGUCGCAGACCUCCACCCUCCGCCCGAGACUUCCUGCCGCCCCCCUACCGCCUCAAGGAAAUCGGGAGACCGGCAGACCGCCACCAAGAGAAAUUCCAUCCCGUCCAAGAGGGGACGAAACCUUACGAGGACUCGCCCGUUAUCCGAGUCCAGAAGAUCGGCGACCCGGGAUACGACGACGAGGAGAGGAGGCGGAAGGGGCUCCAGGAGGCGACGCAUCGAAGAGGGGGGGGCAACGACGGGCAGUUUGUCAACCGGUUCCAACCCUCCUACGCGCCCACCGUGCCUACCGUCACCACCACCACCAGAAGAUUCUACUCCCCCACCGUGCCCACCACCUUCAGACCGUCCACCCUGGCCUACAACAGCCUCGACCAGGCGAUAGACAGCUCGGAUUACUAUCUCUCCAAAGGGAGCAGGGGGGACGGUUUCGUCACCCCGCCUACAUCUGCUGUGGUCAGAGCACAGGAGGGGAGGAGGGUCCCCUCGAGGAAAGCAGGAGCCAGGGAGGAGGAUUACGAGUACCCGGGGAGGCAGGGGAGCUACGAGUACGACUACGAGGAUGAGGAGGAGGAGAAGGGGAGCCGGUUCCGGGUCAGGGUGCUCGACCCGGGAACUCGGAAUGGAACUUUGGGCGAGGCGUUCGACUCGAAGGUUUAUUUCGGGUUCGAGGACGACUUCGAGACGAGAGGUAGCAUAGGCCUGGGCCAGGCGCUGCGGCAAUCGUUCAGAGGGAUCUCGGUUCAGCGGCAGAACCCGGCGAGGGACGAGGCGGCGAAGGGCGCCUCGCUCCGCCUACCAGGCAAGGGAGGGGAUACGAGGCACGGGUCGGCGAAGGGGGAGACGAUCGAGCGGCAAAGGAGCGAAACGAACGACGAACGAGGCUCGAACGACUCGACCGCGACCGAUGCCCCGUCGGUAAUAGAGAGCGCUGUAAAAGCGACGACGACAACCACCGUCGCGAGUCUCGCAGAGUCCAACGCUUCUUCCACAGCGUCGAGCGUGGCCGAGUUUUCGAGGGAUACUACGAUCGAGGGGCUCCCUUCUCGAGCCAGAUUUCAGAUUAAGGUGCCGGAUGAUUCGUCCACCUCGGCCGCAAGCAGCUCCACCCUCGACGAGUUCUACCCGAGCACGACGGAAUCCUCGAGUUUCGCCCGCAAUUAUUCCGAGGAGAAGGAACGAGCGACCACUGUUAAUAACGAAGGGAUUUCCGAUUACCAUCCCACCACCGUUGCUGAACCGAAUUUGGACGAGAUACCUUCGUUCGAUCGUUCGAGGGAGGACACCUCCACACCCUCCCUAAUUAUGAACGACGCUGAGGGGGGUGCGAAGAACGCCUCGAGCAACGCCACCUUGGAUUCCCCUCUGGGGAAGAUCCAUUGGAAGAGCCUCGUGGACGGGAAUAACAAGGACUCGCCGUACCAGGUGACCUUGACGAUGAACGGGCGCGAGCAACUCGUCCCCAUAGACGCGAGGAUCGGGGAAGAGGGGGAGCGCGAGUUGGAGAUAAUAGAAUCGGUGGAGCCGCCCCGUUCCACGACCGAGUCGAACGACCUCGAGGGGGGCGAGAGGGGGGGCGCGAUAAGCCUUCGCCGAUUGAUGUCCGAGCUGUUCAAGUUGGACCGAAUCCCUCGACCCUUCUCCUCCCCCUCCUCUUUCCCCUCGUCGAACGAGCAGGAACCGAGGCUCGAACAGGAACGAGAAGAGACUGACGCGGAGCUGAGAGCCCGGACGAGGAUCCUCUACGACGUUCUGACGACGAGGAGGGCAGAACAGGCGAGCGCUGGGGAAGUUGGGGAGAGUUGGAGGGGGGAGGAGAUUCUCGACCGGUUGGCGGAGAACUUCGGUGAGCCCCUCUACAAGGGGGGGAAGAAAGGGGGUCCGGUGUUCGAGCUUCCAGGGGAGGAGAGGGCGGUCGAUUUCCACGACGGAGGAACGAUGGAGGAGGAGGAGGAGGAGGAGAGGAAGGUGGAGGUCUCGACGCCGUCCUCCUCCACGAGCGCCGAGACGAAGACAGUGGUGAAGACGGAGUUCGUACCGUCGUUAGGAUUCUCCUUGGACACCGACGAGGGAAGGGAGGAGUACGUGGAGGCAGUUUUGGGGGGGUUGAUCGAGCCACGCGCGGCCGGAAGCGAGAAGGGGGAGGCGAUUUUGGGGGGAUCGUUUGAGAGGAAGAACGAAACCUUGGAGGGGAAGAUGUAAGGGGUGGUUUUCUCUUAGAACUAACUUUUAGAAUUUAAAAAAUCUGUGAUGCGAUGCCGUUUCUCUUUUCUCUUAUUCUCUUCUUUCGUUCUCUCGAUCCAGCCGAUCUUCGAUCAGCAACAAUAAUAUCGUGCGUGGGAAUUGAUAAAAAAGUGUCCUUUUUCUUCUUCUUCUUCUUCUUCUUCUCUCCGAGAUCGAGAAUUCGAGAAUUGAUAAUUUUGAUGAAGAAAUAAAAUUAUAUAUUUA
Molecule: messenger RNA, 3166 nt
Organism: Apis laboriosa (Himalayan honeybee)
Lineage: Eukaryota; Metazoa; Arthropoda; Insecta; Hymenoptera; Apidae
Exons: 5
Coding region: 20-2920 (966 amino acids)
Cellular component (GO): extracellular region
Molecular function (GO): chitin binding
Source: RefSeq, a predicted model, not a curated record